AUGGAAGAUGGAAGGGGGCGUGGGAAGGGGAAGGGGGCGUGGGAAGGGGCGUGGGAAGGGGGGGGAAGGGACGGGGCGGGCGAUGGGAAGGGGCGUGGGAAGAGGACGAUGAAGCGGGAAGGGGCGUGGGGCGGGGGCGGAGGCGUGGGCGGGGGACGUCAAGGGGGGAUGGGGCGAGGAAGAGGACGUGGGGCGAGGGAAAGGGGCGAUGGGAAGAGGCGUGGGAAGGGGGCGUGGGAAGGGGGCGAUGGGGCGGAGGAAGGGCGGUGGAAGCGGGGAAGGGGCGUGGGAAGGGGAAGGGGCGAUGGGAAGGGGCGUGGGAAGAGGGGCGAUGGGGGAAGAGGCGUGGGAAGAGGCGUGGGGAAGGGCGAUGGGAAGAGGGGCGAUGGGAGGAGACGUCGUGAGGAAGAAGUGAUGGGAAGGGGCUGA
Molecule: messenger RNA, 429 nt
Organism: Alosa alosa (allis shad)
Lineage: Eukaryota; Metazoa; Chordata; Actinopteri; Clupeiformes; Clupeidae
Product: putative glycine-rich cell wall structural protein 1
Exons: 1
Coding region: 1-429 (142 amino acids)
Source: RefSeq, a predicted model, not a curated record